GUAUAAAAUUGAUUAAAGUUUUGAGCGUUGAUAAAUAAAGUAUCGAUUAAGUCGUUUAAAUUAAAAAUAAUUUUUAUGUAUUUUUUUUUUUUUUUUGUAAAUAAUAAAAAACAAAAUGACAACCCUAGAUUCAUUCAAUUAUGCAGUAUUACCUGGAAACGACUUAUCGAAAAUAAUUUUGAAAGGAGACACCUCAUGUAAGAAAAGUGAAAAAAUAAUUGGUCCUGGUCUCAAUUACUGCGAUAAUAAUAUAUUUGUGAAUAAUAGUGGAAUUUUAAAAAAUAAACAAGGUAAAUUUUAUUGGGUUGAGCAUCAGAAAAGAAAAUAUACACCGUCAAAAGAUGAUAUAGUUGUUGGAGUUGUGGUUGCCAAAACUUCAGAAAUGUAUAAAGUAGAUAUUGGAUCGACAGAAUCAGCUACUUUACCAUACUUGGCAUUUACUAAUGCUACUAAAAAAAAUAGGCCUGACAUUAAAAUAGGUAAUGUUUUAGCUGCUCGUAUUAAAGUAACAACCCCUUAUAUGGAACCAGAAAUCAGUUGUGUAGAAUAUGCCAACAGUGUUAUUUUGGGCCAACUGGAAAAUGGAUUUUUAAUUAAAGUUAGUAUAAAUUAUGCAUUAAAGUUGAAAAUGUCUGAUAACACGCUACUAUAUCAACUUGGAAAGUAUGUGCCUUAUGAAAUUGUAAUUGGUAUAAAUGGACGAAUUUGGAUUAAAACUGCAACUGUACAAACAACUAUAGCUAUUGUAAAUACAAUUAUAAAUGCAGAACAUACUAUAGAUGAAGAUAUACCAAAUUUAAUUAAAAUAUUUGAAAAAAAUUUGACUUUAUAAAAUUAUCAUGUAAUUUUAAAUUAAUUAGAAUACAUUUAUAUAAUAAUUUUUAAGCAUUUAUAGUAUAAUUUGUUAAAUAAAUUUUCUUCAUCCAAAUUAAAUGAGUUUAUAACACCCUUCCUUGAAUAGAUGAUAUACUUCAUUUUUGGUUUUUUUUCCAUUUAAUGUAACUUUUCAUAUAAUGAAAGUCACCAACUCAAUAAAUUUACUGUAUAAAUUCAAUCCCAAUAUAUCAAUUACAAACUAGAACAUUGUUUUUUACCAGAUUUAAUUUAAAAACAAAUAAUCUACUCAUUUGUUGUGAUAUCUUAUCUAAGACACUGUUUUGAUGGUUAUUUUAACUUAAGCUUAAGUUUAUCUUGUAUUAUCUUAUAUCAAUUACUUGUAGAUCAAAUUUUAUUCUGAACUAUAUAAUUACUAUAAUUUCCAAUGUACAUCAGAAUCUUAUGUAUAUUGUAGAUCUAAUUAGAAAUAUAUAAGAUAGAAUUUGUCAAUUAGUCUUAACAGUAGCUUUAAUCAAUUCAAAGGCAUACGUGAAAAUUUGGUAAAAUUUAUAAGAAGGCUGAAUUAUCCAAAAUAAAGUGUCCGAAAUGCUUACAUAUAAUAAUAUAAAUAAA
Messenger RNA from Daktulosphaira vitifoliae (grape phylloxera), 1449 nucleotides. It is a transcript of the gene Rrp40, whose product is annotated as exosome complex component RRP40. The transcript has a single exon. The coding region runs from base 116 to 832 and encodes 238 amino acids. Gene Ontology annotation, biological process: nuclear polyadenylation-dependent rRNA catabolic process; CUT catabolic process; poly(A)-dependent snoRNA 3'-end processing. Gene Ontology annotation, cellular component: cytoplasmic exosome (RNase complex); nuclear exosome (RNase complex). The record is from RefSeq and is a predicted model, not a curated record. NCBI's taxonomy places the organism in Eukaryota, Metazoa, Arthropoda, Insecta, Hemiptera, Phylloxeridae. Gene Ontology annotation, molecular function: RNA binding.